AUGAUUCCAACCGUCGCGCCUUUCCCCACGGUCCAACCGCACCACCGCACACACCACUACCCGACUCACGAUGGCUCUCAACCCAUGUUCCAGCUCCACCGCGAAUGGGGGGAGCAUACCCUGCGACGGAAGACUCCCAACGGAACCCUGGCCGCGGGGUACGAUGGGACCCCCGGCGAUACCACAAUCCAGCCAGCAUCCAAGCACAUCUUGGUCUCGCCGAUGGAAUCGGGCCAAUUUCUGUCACAGGCUGGGAUGCAGCCCGAAAAUUGGCAGCCCAUGUUGGACCAGUCCGCCACCAAACACAUGAACUUUCCGCCGGUCUUCAAAAACGACGGUAAUGCGAUGCCUGGCGAAGUUAUUCAGGAUGCGAAUGGGACUAGUUGGGUUCGUCCGGUCAACUAUCCACCGGGGGUGGACUCCGUCUUAAAUCAGAGUCUACCUCUGCAUGGAAAUCAACGCAUACUUUUACAGAACGGGGCAUAUGUGCCCACAGUCCUCCCAGCAACUCUACAGUCAUGCCUUGGACCAACCGCUUCGGCGGGCAGUGGUCCCUAUGGACCGUAUUGGCCGGACGGGGUGUAUAUCCCAUACCGUCCUGCUGCCUUCCGUGAUGCGCGUUACGAAUCCCCGACCCCGUUUGCAAAACAGCUGAACCCUACGGGCCAGCCUUUUUAUGACCUGAACCAGCCGGUAUUUAACCAACCCCAAGUGCCGUUGGGCAGUCGUGCAGACCCGGGGCUUGCAUGGGGUCAAUCUAUGCCCGGAUUACCCCAGGAUCCUUCUAUGAAAACCCACUUUCCUCCACGCCAUUCCGAUCAACUACCUUUCCACGCCCGUGUCAACCGACCUGCAUCAGCAUUUCCACCGCAAGCGCCGCAGCCUCUGAAUGAUCCUAUCACCUGGAACAGCCGCCCGCCGACACAUGGGUUCCAGCGGCCAGGGCCUGCUGUAGCAGCUAACGUGGAAUUCAAAGAAAAGGUCUUGUCUUGGGCCCAUGGUGUUUAUGUCGAUCUCCUUGCGAAUAUCCAUCAGGCCCGCCGCAACAGCAUCUCCAACGGCACCGUGGAUGCCCACCCCCGAUUCCAAAAACCUGUCAUUUACCCUAAACCUCCUCGCCAACCCGGCCUUGAUUUCUCUCAACCCACUCCCCCAGAUCUUACCCGUCAUAACAGUUACCCCGCUAGUCAAUAUGAUCUUCAACGACAGAAACUGCAUGCCAUGGGAAACGCCAGACCGCAUGAUGCGCAGCAAAUACCUUUACCUGGUGCCCACAGUCGACGCCCGUCUUUGAAUCAAUUCACCCAUAACAGAGGGUCCGAUACACAAAUGCUCGGAUUGCGCGACACUGGUCGUCCCACAGGUGUAUCUCCAUUUACUCGAGCCUGUGGCACGCUUUUCAACGAGGGAUCCCCGGGAUCCAAUGCUGUAUCCGCCCUGGACAUGUUAUCUCAUUUGUGUGCAGAAAGCCGAUGGGAAUGGAUCGACGGAAUGCUCCUUGGAGGCUGUUUAGCCUAUGGCUUAGGUGACUAUCACAAAGCCACACGAUGGUACUCUAGAAUCAUCGCACGCGACUCAACACACGUAGAAGCGAUCUCCAACCUCGCUGCAACCCUUUUGGCACUCGAUCAAAGAGAGGAAGCCUUGCAAAAUUGGUUGCGGGCUGUGAAGUUACGUCCGAGUUUCUUCGAAGCAGUCGAACAUCUGAUCGGUUUACUGUGCAGCAGUCAUCGAGGCAAGGAAGCGGUCAAUAUUAUUGACUUCGUUCAGAACUCCCUUCGCCACCCCAAGGAUGGCGAUUGCUUCAAGACGGAUGAACAUGCCAGUGAGCCUGAAAGUGAUGCGGAGAGUAACGUGUCCGAUGUCUGCAUGUUUGAUAAAGCAUCGUUCGAAUACGACGAUGACUUGGGACGCGUUCAGGGUUUGGAACCUGGCUCGCCAGAUGCUAAGCCCAUUGGUUUCGCAACCAGUGGAUAUGCAAUUCCUGGUUCAGACAAUGGACGAAUGCUAGCUUUGAUCCACGCCAAAGGAAACAUGCUCUAUGCUCUCGGUGAUAAUGCCGGCGCUGCAUCUGCAUUCGAGGAUGCAGUUCUCAUCGCCGCUGGUCGAAGACGCCAUGGCAUCCAAAGCAUUAUCAAGCAGAUCUUUGCUGCCUUCUCUGGUGGACCCAGUGGAUAUCCUCAAACAGAGCACGAGUCCAAGGAAAGCAUUCUCCUUUACCCUGAUAGAGCAUUGAAAACCGCCAAGCUUGUUUUCCAAGCUGGUGGGAUGCCGCCGGGGCUUCAGUUUGUUGCUGAAGGUAUGGCUCGCAAUGCGGCCAUUUCAACUACCAGUAACUCUCUUCUUUCGUUGGCGAAGAUCUACCAGGAUGGCAUGUCCAACGUCUCAUCAGGAGCACCUAGGUCUACACCUGGCGUGCGGGACAUUUUGGCCCUCUACUACCUCUCCCUCUCUCUUCAGCCUAGUCCAUCUACCGCUAACAAUGUGGGUAUUUUGCUGGCCGGUAUUCACAACAAUCCACCGGCCAGAGGCUUGGUCCGCCCAAACGGAGAGAGCCAGCACCCUGAGAUCCCCGGUGUUGUUCCUGGUAGUGGAAUAUCCUUGGCCCUGGCAUACUACAACUAUGGCUUGCAUCUUGAUUCACGACAUGCCCAUCUUUACACCAAUCUUGGAAGUCUGCUUAAGGAUAUUGGCCAACUUCAGGCUGCUAUCAAGAUGUACGAGCAGGCUGUUCAAUGCGAUGGUAAUUUCGAUAUUGCCUUGGCAAACCUGGCCAAUGCGGUUAAGGACGCUGGCAAGGUCAAUGAUGCCAUCUCCUACUACAAGCGCGCCGUCAAGGUCAACCCCGAGUUUGCCGAGGCGGUUUGCGGAUUGGCGAAUGCUUUGAACUCCGUCUGCAAUUGGGUCGGCCGUGGUGGUAUCACCAAUGCUCGUGGCUUCCGCGACCGGUGGCAUGUCGAUGAAAAGGGGAUGCUUCGAGAUUCUCUGAGCACUGACACCGGAUCUGGAUGGAUUAAGAGGGUUGUCGACAUUGUUGAUCGGCAACUCAAAGAAGGCGAAUAUUGGGGCCGUGGCUUGUUGACUACAAGCACGGCAGAGCAGUUGUGUCUACAGUUGGCACCCGCUUUAGAUUCUAGCCGUUUCUCUUCCAGUCAGCGAAGCUCCCUGGAAAAGCUCUUUCAGUCUUGGGCUGGACGGAAAUGGGAAGGAUCCCGGAUUGUUCGGCUCAUCGAACGAGCCAUUCGAUCUCUUACCUGGCAAUGGUACCAGGACCGUUAUGUCUAUGGUAAAGACUACCCUGCUUCGAAGUACCGUCGGCCUCAACUUCCUGGCGCUCUUUCUGCUCCUAGUGCUCCUACAGUCUUGCCUUUCCAUACAUUCACCUGUCCCUUGUCGGCCAAGCAGAUCCGUCAGAUCUCCCAGCGGAAUGGUCUGCGCAUUUCGACUUCAACUCUGCGACUUCCGUGGCUUCCUCCCACAGUCUUCCCGCCACCUUCUCCGCCGAGUCCGUAUCUUCGUGUUGGAUAUGUGUCGUCGGACUUUAACAACCAUCCUCUUGCACAUUUGAUGCAGUCGGUCUUUGGACUGCACAAUCCUUCUAGGGUCAGGUCAUACUGCUAUGCUACCACCCCCAGUGACAAAUCAGUGCAUCGUCAGCAGAUCGAGAAGGAAUCAUCUGUCUUCCAUGAUGCAAGUGGGUGGUCAGUUGAUCGAUUGGUCCAGCAGAUUGUCGAGGAUGGCAUCCACAUUCUGGUCAACUUGAACGGCUACACUCGUGGUGCUCGCAAUGAGGUCUUUGCAGCUCGUCCGGCACCCAUUCAUAUGUCGUUCAUGGGCUUUGCGGGCACGCUUGGUGCUGAGUGGUGUGACUACAUUCUUGCCGACACUCUUUCCAUUCCGCCCGAGACUUUGAGCCCUGGACGCCGUACGACGCGUAUUGAGGAACGUCUUUUGGAAGAGGACAAUGGCGAGGAGCUCGAGGAUUGGGUUUACGGAGAGAAGAUUGUCUUCACCCGUGAUACUUUCUUCUGCUGUGAUCACCGGCAGAGUGCCCCAGAUGCUGGCGAAAAGCAUGUAUCCUGGGAAGAAGAGCAAGCCCGGCGGUGGAAGAUGCGCAAGGAACUAUUCCCUAAUUUGAGCGAUGAUACCAUCAUCCUGGGUAAUUUCAACCAGCUGUACAAGAUUGAACCCACAACGUUCCGAACAUGGUUGCGCAUCCUAGCGCGCAUCCCCAAUGCCGUUCUUUGGCUCCUCCGCUUCCCAGACCUGGGCGAGCAAAACCUCCGCGACAUCGCCAAAGCCUGGGCCGGCGAAGAAACGGCAUCCCGAAUCAUCUUCACAGACGUCGCACCAAAGAACACACACAUCGCGCGAGCGAAGAUCCUAGACCUGUUUCUUGAUACCCCCGAAUGCAACGCCCACACUACAGCCACCGACGUCCUCUGGAGCGGCACCCCGCUGCUCACCCUCCCACGCUACAAGUACAAGAUGUGCUCGCGCAUGGCGAGCAGUAUUCUCAGCAGUGCCCUUCCCAAAUCUGAAGCUGGCCAGCAUGCCCGCGAUGAUCUCAUUGCUUGCUCCGUCGAGGACUAUGAGAACAAGGCUAUUCGGCUUUGUAUGGAUCUGCAUUAUCCUUCUACAGGCGAGGGCCGCGGUCGACUGCCGGAGCUUCGACAGAUGCUGUUCCGAGAGCGGUAUAAGAAUAAGCUCUUUGAUACGGCGCGCUGGGUGCGUGACCUUGAAGACGCUUAUGAGGCUGUGUGGGCACAAUGGGUCAAUGGCGAAGAAGGCGAUAUCUGGUUAUGA
Molecule: messenger RNA, 4806 nt
Organism: Penicillium canescens
Lineage: Eukaryota; Fungi; Ascomycota; Eurotiomycetes; Eurotiales; Aspergillaceae
Exons: 4
Coding region: 1-4806 (1601 amino acids)
Biological process (GO): protein O-linked glycosylation
Molecular function (GO): protein binding; glycosyltransferase activity
Source: RefSeq, a predicted model, not a curated record